GACUAGGUUUCAUGGCCUAGAAGUUUCUUGAUAAAUAGGAGGCCACUUGGACCGGACAUUUCCAACUUUUCAGCAUCGUCUUCUCUCCCAAUAUACUCCACCGGGCACUAGCAAAUAUCAGUAUCAAACCACAACAUCAAAAGAAUGGGAGAGGUCAACAAUCAAAAACGGCAUUUUGUUUUGAUCCAUGGUUCAGUUGCAGGAGCUUGGAUAUGGUACAAGGUCAAGCCAAGGCUAGAGGAAGCUGGCCACCGUGUUACAGCUCUUGACAUGGCUGCAUCAGGGGUGAACACACAAAAAAUUGAAGAAGUUCGCACUUUUGAUCUGUAUAAUGAGCCCUUGAUGGAGUUCAUGGCCAAAUUACCUGAAAAUGAAAAGGUUGUAUUGGUGGGGCACAGCUUAGGUGGCUUGAAUCUGGCUUUUGCUAUGGAGAAAUUCCCAGAGAAGGUUUCUCUUGCUGUUUUUCUUACUGCAAUCUUGCCUGAUACCGUGCACCAGCCAUCAUAUAUGUUAGAAAAGUUUGCUGAAAUCGGUCCCAAGGACGAAGAGUGGCAAGACACUAUGUUUUCAUUCCAUGGAACCCCUGAAGAACCGCAUACAUGUGUUCACAUGGGAUGCGAGUUUAUGAAGUGCAAGCCCUUUCAUCUUUCCUCCGCUGAGGAUCUCGCUCUGCAGAUGCUCUUAAAUAGACCAGGAUCGCUGUUUGUGGAAAGCCUGUCCAAGGCAAAGCAGUUCACUGAUGAGAGAUAUGGAUCAGUGCCGCGAGUUUAUAUUGUUUGUACUGAGGAUUUAAUGAUGCCUGCCUCAUUUCAGCGCUGGAUGAUUGAGCAAAAUGGGGUAAAGGAAGUGAUGGAGAUUCCUGCAGAUCAUAUGCCAGUUUUUUCUACGCCUGCAGAACUCUGCCAUUCUAUACUGGAGUUGGCACGCAAGCAUGCUUAGAUUGCGUAUACGCUGCGUAUCCUUAGCUGAUGUGCUUAUUAUGUAUGUGAUAGUUGUGCAACCCAUCUUGGCUGCAUUUGAUUCGGAUUUGUGUUGGAUUGUAGAAGGAAUCGGGUUCUUUUUAUUUUUUAUUCAUUCAUGUUCGAUUGUAGAUGGAAUUGAAUCAUGUCCAUUGCUGGUGUGCUAAUUAUGUAUUAUGAUUUGAGCCUGUUAUGUUUGUUCACAAAGAUUCAAAAGAUUUGAACUUGAUAAGAAAGGUUCCGUUC
This is a messenger RNA of Populus euphratica (Euphrates poplar), 1205 nucleotides long. Its product is annotated as salicylic acid-binding protein 2-like. Gene Ontology annotation, molecular function: methyl indole-3-acetate esterase activity; methyl jasmonate esterase activity; methyl salicylate esterase activity. Gene Ontology annotation, biological process: salicylic acid metabolic process; jasmonic acid metabolic process. The record is from RefSeq and is a predicted model, not a curated record. The transcript is spliced from 3 exons. NCBI's taxonomy places the organism in Eukaryota, Viridiplantae, Streptophyta, Magnoliopsida, Malpighiales, Salicaceae. Bases 145 to 939 code for a protein of 264 amino acids.